AUGAGCGUCUACGCCAAGGCUUUCCUCUACUUCCUGCACCUCAACGCCGCGGAGUGGGCGAAGCACUUCGAGUUCGCGUGCGAUGCGAGUCCUGACGAGGUUUCCUGGCAGGAGCUCAAUCCGAGGUAUAUGGGUCCCUGUGCGUUGCAGGCUGCGGUGGUGUUUAGGCUGCUGCCGGCUUGGGUUGUCGAUACGGGGCAGGCUGUCCCUACCCGCAAGAAAUCCAAGGGCCAACAGACCUCUUCCCUCGCGCGCACGACGACGCCCCUCAUGCCCGCCUACGGGCCUUUCAAAGUCGGCAACCACGUCUGCAAGCCUGCCGUGGGGUUCUGCGGGACUUGUGGGCAGUACCAUGGCGAGGAGUAUCGCGGGAAGGCUGCUCGGUAUCAUCGGAAGGAGUUUGCUGAUUUUGGGAAGUUGGAUGCUGAGACGCAGAGGGUGAGGUGGGAGGGGGCUUGGAGGGAGAUGACGCAUGCGAGGGGGGCGAUGCCGCCGUUUCAUGGGAAUGAUUUUGAGAGGAGGUUUGCGGGUGGUGGUGGUGCUAAUGAAGGCCUCGUGUCUCCUGAUGGUGAAGGUGAGGAGCAGCAGACUCUCAUGCCUCAAGACGACUCCACCAUGCUCCGUGACGGUUUCGACUUCAACGACGCCGACAUGACCGACCUCAAUCCCAACGCCCCUUCGACUCAAGAACCUCGACCAAACUCCAACACCAACCUCUCCUCAACCACCCCUUCCAGCAUCCAACAGCCAACCUUCCUCCCCAACGAGCACCUGCACUGCGAGCAAGACUUCCCGGCCAUGCCCUCUAUCGAGCAAUUCAACCGCACCUCCAACCCAAAGACCAGUCCAGACAGCUCUUUCCAGGCUGAGAAGUACCAUUCAGCGAAUGAGCCGUCUCACUCUGGCCAGCACGAGCCAAACACAGCAGGUGAGUGGAUGGAUACGAUGGAAGAGUCGUAA
This is a messenger RNA of Zasmidium cellare ATCC 36951, 960 nucleotides long. RefSeq lists its product as uncharacterized. Lineage: Eukaryota; Fungi; Ascomycota; Dothideomycetes; Mycosphaerellales; Mycosphaerellaceae. The transcript has a single exon. The coding region runs from base 1 to 960 and encodes 319 amino acids. The record is from RefSeq and is a predicted model, not a curated record.